Cavia porcellus (domestic guinea pig) is the source of this 3710-nucleotide messenger RNA. RefSeq names its product EPH receptor B6 (gene Ephb6). Gene Ontology annotation, biological process: ephrin receptor signaling pathway; protein phosphorylation; axon guidance. The transcript is spliced from 18 exons. The record is from RefSeq and is a predicted model, not a curated record. The coding region runs from base 422 to 3493 and encodes 1023 amino acids. Gene Ontology annotation, molecular function: protein binding; ATP binding; transmembrane-ephrin receptor activity. NCBI's taxonomy places the organism in Eukaryota, Metazoa, Chordata, Mammalia, Rodentia, Caviidae. Gene Ontology annotation, cellular component: plasma membrane; dendrite.
GCUCCUUGCAGCGCUGCUGGGGAGCCGCGGAUGAGACCCGCGACCCAGCUCGGAGCCUGCGAUUGCGACCCGGGCCCCGCACGAUCUCCUGCGCCAACCCUGUGUCCUCCCGGAAUCCCAGAUUUCCUGCUGAGGGGUCGCGGGCCUCGGGCAAGCGGGGGUCUCUGCAUCCAGGAGGACAGCAAGAGACCCGCGAGCUCUGAGAGUAGCAGCUCCACAGGGGUUCCCUGAGAAAGCAGACCACGGAGCUUGAGGCCGGCAGGAAGGUGGCUGCUGGAGGAAGGAAGGAGAGUAAAUGCAGAGAAAGGACUCCCUCCAGAACACAGAGGAAACAAGCUUGGCUGAAGAUUCCUGGUCUUGUGGAAGCCACAGCCCCACCUGGGUGUGCCCAGGGCAAUGGUGGGAGCCCUGAAGAUGCCUCAUGGCUACUGAGGGUGCUGCAAGUUGGAGAACCAGAGUGGUGGGCAUGGUGUGCAGCUUGUGGGCCCUGAUCCUGGGGCCUUCAGUGCUGGCUCUGGAAGAAGUGCUGCUGGACACCACAGGAGAGACCUCUGAGAUUGGCUGGCUCACCUACCCACCAGGUGGGUGGGACGAGGUAAGUGUCCUGGACGACCAGAGCCGCCUUACACGGACCUUCGAAGCGUGCCACGUGGCAGCGGCCCCCGCAGGCACCACGCAGGACAACUGGCUGCAGACGCACUUCGUGGAGCGACGAGGGGCUCAGAGGGCACACAUCAGACUGCACUUCUCCGUGCGGGCCUGCGCCAGCCUGGGCGUGAGCGGGGGCACCUGCCGGGAGACUUUUACCCUCUAUUACCGCCAGGCUGAGGAGCCUGACAGCCCUGACCACAUCCCUGCCUGGCACCUCAAGCGCUGGACCAAGGUGGACACCAUAGCAGCGGACGAGAGCUUCCCUGCCUCCUCCUCUUCCUCCUCCUCCGCAUGGGCCGUGGGGCCCCACAGGACAGGGCAGCGGGCCGGGCUGCAGCUGAACGUCAAGGAGCGCAGCUUUGGCCCUCUGACCCAGCGCGGCUUCUACGUGGCUUUCCAGGACACGGGGGCCUGCUUGGCCCUGGUGGCCGUGAAGCUCUUCUCCUACACCUGUGCCCCCGUGCUGCGGGCUUUCGCCUCCUUUCCUGAGACUCAAGCCAGUGGGGCCGGAGGGGCUUCCCUGGUGGCAGCUGUGGGCACCUGUGUGGCUCAUGCAGAGCUGGAGGAGGAUGGUGUGGGGGGCCAGGCUGGAGGCAGCCCACCCAGGCUACACUGCAAUGGAGAAGGCAAGUGGAUGGUGGCUGUCGGGGGCUGCCGCUGCCAGGCAGGACACCAGCCUGCACGUGGAGACAAGACCUGCCAAGCUUGCCCUGUGGGGACCUACAAGGCCUCAGCUGGGAAUGCGCCCUGUUCACCGUGCCCUGCCCGCAGCCAUGCCCCUGAUCCUGCAGCCCCUAUCUGCCCCUGUCUUCAGGGCUUCUACCGGGCCAGCUCUGAUCCACCAGAGGUACCCUGCACUGGCCCUCCAUCAGCUCCUCGGGAGCUUUGGUUUGAGGUGCAAGGCUCUUUGCUUAUGCUGCACUGGCGCCUGCCACAGGAGCUGGGUGGACGAGGAGACCUUCUCUUCAACGUUGUGUGCAAGGAGUGUGGGGGCCACCAGGAGCCUGGCAGUGGGGGCACAUGUCGCCGCUGCAGAGAUGAGGUGCAUUUUGAUCCCCGCCAGAGGGGCCUGACUGAGAGUCGAGUGUUAGUCGGGGGGCUUCGAGCACACGUCCGCUACAUCUUGGAGGUGCAGGCUGUCAAUGGGGUGACCGAGCUCAGCCCUGACCCUCCCCAGGCUGCAGCCAUCAAUGUCAGCACCAGCCACGAAGUCCCCUCUGCAGUCCCUGUGGUGCACCAAGUGAGCCGAGCAGCCAACAGCAUCACUGUGUCCUGGCCGCAGCCCGAUCAGGCCAAUGGGAACAUCCUUGACUAUCAGCUCCGCUACUAUGACCAGGCAGAGGACGAAUCACACUCCUUCACCCUGACCAGUGAGACCAACACUGCCACAGUGACACGGCUGAGCCCUGGCCACAUCUAUGGCUUCCAGGUACGAGCACGGACUGCUGCAGGCCACGGCCCCUACGGGAGCAAGGUCUAUUUCCAGACACUGCCGCAAGGUGAGCUGUCCUCCCCACUCCCGGAAAAACUGUCCCUGGUGAUUGGCUCCAUCCUGGGGGCCUUGGCUUUCCUCCUGCUGGCGGCUAUCACUGUGCUUGCUGUCAUCUUCCAACGGAAGCGGCGUGGGACAGGCUACACAGAACAGCUGCAGCAGUACAGCAGCCCAGGUGGGGCAGCAAAGGGGAUCUGCACAGGGAUUGGAGUAAAAUAUUACAUUGACCCCUCUACAUAUGAGGACCCCUGCCAGGCCAUUCGAGAACUUGCCCGAGAAGUCGACCCUGCAUAUAUCAAGAUUGAGGAGGUCAUUGGGGCAGGUUCUUUUGGAGAAGUGCGUCGGGGCCGCCUGCAGCCACGGGGACGGCGUGAACAGGCUGUGGCCAUCCAGGCCCUGUGGGCUGGGGGUGCUGAGAGCCUACAGAUGACCUUCCUGGGCCGGGCUGCACUGCUGGGUCAGUUCCAGCACCCCAACAUUCUGCGGCUGGAGGGUGUCGUCACCAAGAGCCGGCCCCUCAUGGUGCUGACGGAGCUCAUGGAGCUUGGGCCCCUGGACAGUUUCCUCCGGCGGGAGGGCCAGUUUAGCAGCCUGCAGCUGGUGGCCAUGCAGCGGGGAGUAGCUGCCGCCAUGCAGUACCUGGCCAACUUUGCCUUCGUGCACCGCGCGCUCUCUGCCCGAAGUGUGCUGGUGAACAGCCACCUGGUAUGCAAGGUGGCCCGUCUUGGCCACAGUCCUCAGGGCUCAAGUUGUUUGCUUCGCUGGGCAGCCCCUGAGGUCAUUGCACAUGGAAAGCAUACAUCUUCCAGUGAUGUCUGGAGUUUUGGGAUACUCAUGUGGGAAGUGAUGAGCUAUGGAGAACGCCCCUAUUGGGACAUGAGUGAGCAGGAGGUCCUAAAUGCUAUAGAGCAGGAGUUCCGGCUGCCCCCACCUCCAGGCUGUCCUCCUGCACUACAUCUGCUGAUGCUGGACACCUGGCAGAAGGACCAUGCCCGGAGGCCUCACUUUGACCAGCUGGUGGCUGCAUUUGACAAGAUGAUCCGCAAGCCAGACACACUGCAGGCUGAUGGGGGAUCUGGGGACAGACCUUCCCAAGCCCUUCUGAACCCUGUGGCCCUGGACUUUCCUUGUCUGGACUCACCCCAGGCCUGGCUUUCAGCCAUUGGACUGGAGUGCUACCAGGACAACUUCUCUAAGUUCGGCCUCUGCACCUUCAGUGAUGUGGCUCAGCUCAGCCUGGAAGACCUGCCUGCCCUCGGCAUCACCCUGGCUGGCCAUCAGAAGAAGCUGCUGUACAACAUCCAGCUCCUCCAGCAGCAUCUGAGGCAGCCAGGCUCAGUGGAAGUGUGACUGUGGCCUGGGCAAGAAGCUGUACACUGACAAUGCCCAGGAUUCAGCUGGACGCAGGUCCAAGGAGGGACAUGUGAGACGUGAACCAGGCUCCACUUCCACCUCCGUGCCUGUCACACUUAACCUGGCCCUCGAGAAACAAAAAAUGUAUUCCCUAGUCCUCCACUCCUCCACUCACCUCCCCCGCAUUAAAGGGAAAGAAGGGAAUUUGCAAGUU